Messenger RNA from Cucumis melo (muskmelon), 6134 nucleotides. RefSeq names its product F-box protein SKIP23. Bases 147 to 1367 code for a protein of 406 amino acids. NCBI's taxonomy places the organism in Eukaryota, Viridiplantae, Streptophyta, Magnoliopsida, Cucurbitales, Cucurbitaceae. The record is from RefSeq and is a predicted model, not a curated record. Gene Ontology annotation, molecular function: protein binding. The transcript is spliced from 2 exons.
UCAAUAGUUUGGGGUUGAGAAAAACUCCCAAAAUUGUCAUCCGCAGGCAAAAAGCUAUAAAUUGGGCUUCGCCACCGUAACUAAAGCCUUCUUCUUCUUCAAUUGGUAAUUUUGGUAUCUGAGUUUCCAAACUUAUCAAAUCAUCCAUGGCUGAAUGGUCUCAUCUCCCCAAGGAUCUCCUCUACCUCAUUUCCCAACGUCUCCAAAAUCCUUUCGACACCAUGCGUUUUCGAUCGGUCUGUUCCUCGUGGAGAUCUGUUGUCUCCCCUAAGCGCCAUACAUUACCUGUUCGAUUCCCAUUUCUUCCAAAUCACGGCAUAUCUGAUCCCACUUGGGGUUUCAAUCUCACCAAGCGCUCCGUUUUCCGUGUUGGGUCUCCCAUGGAUCACUCAGACGGCUGGUUGAUCAAGGUCGAAGAAGAUGCCUACGGAAUGAUUAAAAUAUCAAACCCCCUCUCUAAAUCUUACUUCAAGCCCUUGCCUAAAAAUUUCCCCAAGGUACUAAACUUGUUGAAUUUUCCGGUUUUAGAGCUUUGUCAGGAGUAUGUGCUGCACUACCUUAAUUUUUGGCCUGUGCGUCAUCGCCCUGGUGAUGCUGGCGAUUUGUAUAGGGAGAAGAUCGCUUACAAGUGUUUGAAUUAUGAUGGUAGUCAAUUCGUUUUAGUUACUAUUCAUGUUUCUGGAAAAUUGGCUAUGUUUAAAUCGGAGGAUGGGCAGUGGAGUACGAUUCAUCACACUGCAUUACCUUAUGAUGAUGUCAUAUUGUUUAACGGGGAGUUUUAUGCUGUUGAUAAUUCUGGGGCCACCUUCGUGGUGGAAUCUCAACAUAAGGUGACUUUGAUUGCUGAACCUGUAUUCGGUGGCGAUAAGAAGAUUUUGAUGGAAUGCAACGGAGAAUUAUUGUUGGUUGAUAUGUAUUUAACAGUAGACUCUGAAGAGGGCUUUGGUUUGGAUGGUGAACCUCCUGAAGGUGUUCUACAGGAAAAAACAGUUGGGUUUAAGGUAUUUAAGCUGCACCGUAAUGGAAGUAAGAAAUGGACUGUGGUCUGUGACUUGGGUAACACAAUGCUAUUCUUGGGUGAAAAUUGCUCGUUUUCUGCAUCCGCUUCAGGGGUAUCUGGUUGUAAAGGAAAUUGCAUAUUCUUUACUGAUGGUUUCCUCGGCCCAAAUGUGGAUGAAGAUGAUGUGUUUAAGGGUAGUGACAUUGCUAUAUUUGACUUGGAGUUUGGAACCAUAUCACCUUUAUCUGAUUCUCCUGUGUAUUCAAGGUUGUUCUGGCCACCGCCAAGUUGGAUCACAUCAACAUCACGAGGAAGCAGUAUUCAUUCUAAAGGAUUAAGAACAAAAGAAGAAGCUAGCGAACCAUAGAGGAAUUUGCGUGAAGACUAGGUAAGGAGGCUAAAUCAGUAGGCGAGAAAAGGUUCGCUAGAAGAGAAAAAUGGUAGUUUAAGUUGAUAUGACUUAACAUAGAAGUUCAGAAGAUUAGAUUUACUGCCUAAAUCUGCAUAUAUAAAGGACUCCAUCAUCAUUAAGAAAAGUAUCUGGGCCGAGUCUGAAUGGACCUAUGUCACAACCUGAAUGGCCAGACCUUAAAGAGUUGUGGGAAGGAGUAGGCUUUCCACCAUUUGUAAAGUCUUUAUUCAUCUUUUUCGGUUAGUCAACAAGUGGGAGCUUGAACUUACAGUGAAGAUCUCAUUUCUAUUGUCCCCUAACUUGUAUUAGCAUUUCUAUUCUUUCCAGUUUUGUAUAUUUCUUUGUAUUGUAUUCACCCAUAUUGUACAGUGGCCUAAGACCUACAUUCUUUAAUACAUUGCAUAUUUAUACUAGUUUCAAUCUUCCAUCUCUUUACUGUUCAUCCAUCUUUGUGUUAUUUGUAGUUCAAGUCUUAUGAUAAGUUUUCGAUAAGAAGGUUAGCUUAUAUUUCUUAUUGCGUUAGCUGAGUUAUUUUCAUCACUUGGCUAGUGUAUAUCGCCAACUACCCGAGAGGGCAAGUAGCAAGGAUAUGACUAACGUGCGAAAGGAGGAGUUUGGAGACAAACUCCACCUUGGCUAGAUAACUUCCAUCAUUUGUAUCCCGAAAGGAGAACAAGUGUAGGUAUUUGGCACCAAGAGGUUGUCACCCUUAAAUGCGAAGCUCUGUAAGUCUUGUAAGUGAAAUGUUCUAGAUAUAACUUCCUUAACGCAACUUGGCAUUUGGAUUCCGAGAGGUGAGCAGUGUGGCGUUUAAAGACUCCGAGAGGAGCUCGCCUUAAUCACAAGCAUGUUAACUAAGUUAUAUCGCAUCAAGGAUGUUUGAUUGCUUAAUCGCCUAGUAAUGCAUAAACUUUCCUUCACCUCUUCUUUUAUGCAGGUUAGUUCACAACUCCAUUUCGAGUCCAUCUUAAUUGUCCUUUACAGAUUCUCUAAUGUAGAUAAGUAGAUAGUUUAAACUUCCACUCUUUUAUACUGUAUAGUUUAUUCUUUUGUAUUGCCUAAGCAUCUGGUGAACCCUAUAAUUAAGUUUUGAUAUCAAUCCCCUUUGUUCGACUCUGGAUCACCUAGAUAAACCUAUUGUUUCGCUUAUACUUGAGCAAACAAUAGGAAAACUUGUACAUGACGAGGACUUAGAGGUAUGUGAUGAAUAGAGACAUGAGAACCAUUUGCAUGCAAUGAUCAUGUCUAAACAAAUAAUGAAGAGAUUCAUAAGGAGCAUUUUGUAUGCAAUGAUCUUGAACCAAUGACACAUUAGAUCAAGCUAUAGGAACAAUUGAGUGGGAUUGACUCCAUACAAGCGUCGACUCCACAACCAUAGUCUCAAGUCCGAUAACAAGCAUGUGGCCAGGCGGUAAGGUGAUAAGGCGCAUGUGUAAAGUUGUAAUUCGGAUUGUAAAGUGAUAAGGCGCAUUCUUUCAAUAUUCGGCCCUAUGAUUAAAACAUAUUUGAAAACUUAAAACAUGCAUUUUCUUUCAAUCAUCAUAAUCAUAAACAUACUUCUAAACAUAACAUGGAUUUUAGAAAUCAGCUUAAAACAAUGCUUUCCUUAAAUCAUAAGUUUGUAAAUACUUAAACAUUCAUGCCUUGCAAACUCAAUAGAAAUCAGUAAACUUAAAUACUUCAAACAAUAACUUAUAAAUCAUGCUUGGAAACUAUAUCAAAAAUCUAUUUAUUCAUUCACAAGCUAUUGCUCUUGUAGCUUGAAAUCAUGCUUAAUAAAUAGUUUUUUAAAUCAAAGUGUCACUCACAGCCUUGAGCUAGUUGCUUAACCCGUAAACUUGGCUUAUUUCCUCUUGGCCUAUUAAAUAAACCAAAAUCGAGUAUUAUAACCAUAAACAAUCUUUUCUUUCUAUAAUAACUUAAGAUGACGCACAAAUCAAUGUGCUCAUGAAUUCUAGACUUAACAAAUAAAAUCAUGAUUCUUACUUUUCCCAGAAAUUUCUAAAUUCAACACCCUAACUUCAAACACUCAUAAUAUUCUCAGUACGUGACCAAAACUAAUAUAAUUCUAUUAAAUUCUUUAUUUUGGAAGCCUUUAUAACUUACUUGAAGAAGUGAAAAAUGAGAUUCUCACUAGAUGUGUCCAAACUUCUCUCGAAACAUGGCUACUCCAAAAUCCCAUUUUCUACAACCCCCUACUUUCCUCCUAAAUGUAACAUAUUUCUAGUCAUAAUCGGCUCAUGAGUUCUUCAUGAAAAUUAUAUCACAUUAUAUAAGCUUUCCAAUUGUACUAAAUAGAGCUUCUAAUUCCAUCUGUACACUCUAGGAUACUCGAAAAACCAAAGGCUUCUUGGAUUCAUGCAAAAACAUUUGUGAUGUGUUUUUUGCUUCAAAUAUCAUCCAUUUAACAUUAGAAUGUGCUCAAGCUUCCUUCAUGAAAAUUGUUAGAAAAUGGAUUGAAUUUCAAAUAAAUUAAAUCUCACAUUUUAAUUCCUCUUAUAUAGCUUAGACCGACUUAAAAAAAGUGAUGGUUUGUGUACACCAAGCUUCUACCAUGGCUACCUCUUUUUUCAAAUUUUUCUUCAUCUCGUUCAACCUCAAUUCAUAGCCCUUUCCCUUUUUCUUCUUGUUGGAAUUUGUGUCCUAAAACUCGUACUUUGUUAUUUGAUUCAAUAAAAUUUAUUAUUGAAUGCUAUAAUCUUAAAACCAAUAAAUUAAGGUCUCAAGGCUAUUUUACUGAGUUUGUCAAAUACACUUGAACUUUAUGUAUAGACAUAAACAUGGAUUAAGUUCAAGUUAAUAGCUCAAAUAAUCUAUAGUGUAUGAAUAAGGUUGGGCGCCUUAUUUUGGAUAAAAGGGAUGCGGCCUGCUCCGUAGUUAGUACAAACGAUGUAAUCCUGAAUCGUUCAUGUAGAGACAUGAGAGUGGGGACAUCCUAUGUAAAUGGUUUGCAUAAGACUAGAACUACGAAGUAGUCACUUUUAGUUAUAACACCGUAAACUAUAAACUGACUAUUUCAUUUAUGAUGACCUAGGUAACUUGAUCUUAAUCCUGACCUAACUAUGAACUUUUGUUCGUUCGGUAAUAUCCUUAGAUCUACAUAGAUGAGGGCAACUCAACAUCGCUGGCCUAAUAAGCCUCCCAUUUUAGGGGUAAGACCGAAUGGAUAGCUAGAGACAUAGGGUGCAAGAUAGAACUCACUCCUACCCACUUCUGGGAUAGUAGAUAGGUUUUUCCCUUAAGAACAGAAUCCAAGUCUUGAACAAGGGGCCCCACCUUCUCAUUGGCCCGAGAAGGAUUCUGGUUUGUACGUUGGAUCUUAAACAAAUUGUUCAAUAGUGGAUCAGUGAGUUUUAAGGAGCAAGAUGUAAUCUUGAGGGUAAAACGGUAUUUUAAUCCAGCCAAGAUUACGAACAACCUGUGAAGGAUCAACUUACUCAUCAUGGUUAUAUCAGGUGGACAGAAAUAUAUCUAUAGUGAGGGGAGUGCAACUAAGAGUCUUUAGUGGAAUGACUCUUUAGUUAACGAAUGUUGAUUAACCAGUUAACGAAUGUUGAUUAACCAGUUAAUCUCGAAUCGUUGGAGCCCAUGAUCUAUAGGUCCAUUAGGUUCCCCUACUAGUUCAUAUGAAUUCAACUAAGAACAAGUAUGUUGAAGUAAUUCGAAUUGUUCGAAUAAAGAUAAGAGAGAAACUGACAAAUAUAUAAGACAUAAGUCGGUAGAAAUAAACUUUAAGUUUUGUGUUUAAAUAUGACUUAAAUAAAUAUGAAUAUAGAUUCAUAUUUAAAAGCUUGAAAAGUUUAGAAACGGUCAAAGUUGUAAAAGUCAACAUGUUGACUUUUAACUUUAAACUUUCGGAUUUAUAUUAAAAAAUGAUUUGAAUUUUAGAAAAAUGAAUACGGAUUCAUACUCGGGAGGUUAGAAUUAGUCAAGACGAAAAAUUAGUAAAAAGUCAAAAGGUUGACUUUUGACUAAGAAAAGUCAAGUCAAAGUUUGACUUUGACUUAAGUUGGUCAAAUGACCAAAAUACCCCUUUGACUAAUUUCUUAAUUUAAAAUGUUAGUUGGCGAUGUGGUAGCCGAUUAUGAAUUAAAGGCCACUAAUUUCAUUAAAGAGUUAAUGAUUUGAUUAGGUGUGGAUUAUAUAUGAAAUAAUUUACAUGCAAAUUGCAUGUAUAUUUCAUAUAAAACUUCUCAUUACCAAAUGAGAAAAGGAUGAUGUUUUCUCUGGAAAAGAACACCAAAACGAUACGCUUCCUAUUUCUCUCUAUAUUUCACUUCACAAAAUCGAGUCCCACAACUCCGUUCUUGGUCCUAAGCAUAGUAGGUCAGCUUGGUGGUUGUCCUUGUUCGUGAUAUUCAGGCUGAGAAGGAAAAGAAUUCAAAGAGGAAGCUUAGAACUAUAAAAAAGGUAAGUUCUUCAUUUACCUUUUAGGCUCCUCGCUUAGGGACAUCGCAUAGCAUGUAAUUGUUGACUUUUAAAUCGUUUAGAUGCAUAUAGAGUAAAACAUGAUCUAUUUCUUCCGCUGCAGCAUGCCUCUAGUGUUUUUUCCAUCACUUCUUCCUUAGGUUCUCCAUCAAGCUCCCUCUGAAAUUUUGAAGAAAAAGAGAGAAAUCAAAGUAAACUUUUGCACCGAUUGAACUUAAUUUCCCUUGUCCUCUUUCUCUUCUCUUUUAUCAAUUUCCCUUUUCCAUUUAUUUUAACUUACUUGGACACACACAC